UGGGGGGCCAGCGCGCCUCCCUCCGUCCAUCCCUCCCUCGGCGGGGGCCGCCCCAGCGUAUGUCAGUGCUCACCCCCCCGCCCGCAAAUCCCCGGGCAGGGAGAGCCCUUCAUAAGGCGGCACGGCGGCGGCAGCGCGCCCAGGCCAGCCCGGACCAGCCCAGCUCGCUCCGCUCCCCUCCUGGCCGGGCGCGAUGGAGACAGGAGGGUGCCGCAUGGGCAGCGCGGAGCCGGGCGCCCCAGCGAUGAUCACGCUGGAGGACCUGGACGGGAUGGCGGAGGAGAGCGCCGACUCGGCGUACCACAGCAACGGCAGCAGCCCGGACGAGGAGGCGGCAGAGCGCAUGGAGGACGAGGAGCAGGAGCGGCUGCUGAGCUACUGGCAGAGUGUGGGCAGGGGGCACCAGGUGGACGUGCCCCGCGAAAUGGCAGAGCCAAUUCAGCAGCUGACUAGAAAUAACAAUCCCCAGGAGAGACAGACUAUCCCAUUUACUCUGAUCCAGCGCAAAGAAAAGCUUGGAGAUCUGCUUUAUGAAAAACGUCAGUAUGGAAAAGCCAAAUGGGCUUGUAUAAAAAUGAAAGAAAAACAGUACGAACAGAGCAUAUGCCUUGGAUUCAUGAAGCUGAUGAGAUAUAUUUGUGAGCAGAAUUCCUCAGGACUGUACUUGGGGAUAACAAUACCCAUUGUGACCAUAGUCCAUACAAACGAAUCUCAAUCUGAGAUGAGACAGUCAGUGACAGUAGCAUACUACCUGCCUGAACUGCUGCAGGAUGAGCCACCUCAUCCUUUUGACUCUGACAUUAUCAUUGAAGAAUGGCCUUCUACUAUCGUUUAUAGUAGGAGCUUCAGAGGAAUCACCAAUGAAGACUCUAUAAUGAGAGAAAUAAACCUGUUGGCAGAAAUUCUGGAGAGCCCUGAGUUAUGCUUGCAGGAUACAUUCAUCAUUGCAGGAUACACAAAUCCAGCUGCUGCCAAUCGGCACAAUGAGAUAUGGUUCCUUCAGAGACCAUAGCUUCCCAUUCCUCACGCUUGUCAGUCACAAAGUUCAGCUCUGAUUUACUGGCAGAAUCUUACAGGUGAAUUACAGGAGACUAAAUACCAAACCCCCAAAGAUUUUAUAAAGUGUUUUUUAGCCAGGUUAGCAAGGUAAUCACUCCAACCUGAUAAUUCAACAGAGGUAAACACCCAAAACACACACACUUUCCCAUGUCUGCUUUUACAGUUUUUACACUAUUUUUAUGGAGAUCUGUAGCACUUUAGAAGCUAGUUCACCUUUUUUUUUUUUUUCUUAACAAGAUUAAGGGAGGCAGAGACCUCUCUUCUUAUCAAUUUCUAGUAUCCCUAGACUGCUUGUGGCUUGGGACAGCCCUCAGGAGCCCCUGGCCUGCUGUGGGCACCUGGUACUGCACCAGCUGCACAGAGACCCUGCUGGGGCUGCCCAUGGGACACAUGAAAGCCACCUCACAUGUGUAGGCUCUGCUUUGGAAAAAGAGCAUUCAGGUCUUCAUUUCAGAAGAGAACUACCAGGUUUAGACCACUGGGAUUAAAUCAAGGACUAAGAGUAGGUCAGUGCUGACUGCUUUGAAUGUCUUCAUCCGUGAAGCAGAUACUCUUAAUGCUUACCUCACAAAGCAUUCAACCAAAGUACUUUUAACUUUGAGAAGAGGCUGAGGUAGCAGAAUAGACCUAAUGCUCAUUAAAGAUUUGAUAGCAAAGGUUACCUUAAUCACACACUCAGAGUAAUCUCACUACCGUAUCUGGCAUUCUUAAAUAGAAAGUGGUUAUUCCUAUCACUUCUGUUUUCUGAACACUUUCUUCUUGCAGUUUUGCUGAAUGUUAAAACACUGCAGCUGAAGUAAUUUGUUCCAUACAUUUUGUGCUCUUCUAGCCAUUACACACUAUUAAUGUUAUAAAUAGCAUAGUAUUUCACAGAAUCACACGUGAAAUUCCCAGUCAUUGACCUGAUCCAGCCCUCUGCUGAAGAGAGGCCAGUGCUGCUAGCACAGCAGGUUGCCCAGGGCCUCACAAUUUGAUUUUGAGUAUCUGCAGGGAAAAGGAGCCCAUAACCCCCCUGGGCCCUGUGUUCCAGUAUUUGACCACCCUCACUGUGAGACUUUUUAUUUCUGAUAGCUAAAUUUUUUCUGUCACAGCUUGUUUCUUUUACCCUUCAUCCAUAUGGUAAUUCUCCAAGUAGACAACUGCUAGUCUAGCAUGCUAUGAUUGAGAGACAAGCUCACAAAGUCCUACACACAUCAGAUGGUCUGAAAGGAGCAUUUGUGCUUUGCUGUU
Neopsephotus bourkii (Bourke's parrot) is the source of this 2289-nucleotide messenger RNA. Its product is annotated as heme-binding protein 2-like. The record is from RefSeq and is a predicted model, not a curated record. The coding region runs from base 194 to 1012 and encodes 272 amino acids. The transcript has 5 exons. Lineage: Eukaryota; Metazoa; Chordata; Aves; Psittaciformes; Psittacidae.